This is a messenger RNA of Pimephales promelas (fathead minnow), 1074 nucleotides long. Its product is annotated as histone H3. Gene Ontology annotation, molecular function: DNA binding; structural constituent of chromatin; protein heterodimerization activity. Gene Ontology annotation, cellular component: nucleosome. The record is from RefSeq and is a predicted model, not a curated record. NCBI's taxonomy places the organism in Eukaryota, Metazoa, Chordata, Actinopteri, Cypriniformes, Leuciscidae.
UAGCACGUGAAAUACUAAUAAAUACAGUGUUGUGAGUAAAAAGGCGCCGAAACUAAUCAAUGGAAACCCUCCGCUUGUUUGAAAAGAGGAAACGCGCAGUCAUUGGCUGGCACUCAUGCGCUGACGUCACGUACUAACCAAUCACAAGGCCUGCGUCAUCGCGCACAAUGGGCUCGUGGCGCUCCAAUGCUUUAAAAUCGGCCGUUUAAUACAGAGAGCAGCAUUUCCAGCAUUAGCAGGACAAAGAGAAGAAACUCGCAACAAUGGCAAGAACCAAGCAGACCGCUCGUAAAUCCACCGGUGGUAAAGCCCCGAGGAAGCAGCUCGCUACUAAAGCCGCUCGUAAGAGCGCUCCGGCCACCGGCGGCGUCAAGAAGCCUCACCGCUACCGGCCCGGGACCGUGGCUCUGCGGGAGAUCCGCCGCUAUCAGAAGUCCACCGAACUGCUGAUCCGCAAACUGCCCUUCCAGCGGCUGGUGAGAGAAAUCGCUCAGGACUUCAAGACAGACUUGCGCUUCCAGAGCUCCGCUGUCAUGGCCCUGCAGGAGUCCAGCGAGGCUUACUUGGUCGGUCUGUUCGAGGACACCAACCUGUGCGCCAUCCACGCCAAGAGGGUCACCAUCAUGCCCAAAGAUAUUCAGCUGGCCCGCCGCAUCCGCGGAGAGCGCGCUUAAACCGGCGUCUGAUUCAACCCACAACGGCUCUUUUAAGAGCCACUAAAGUUUAACUGAAUGAGAGAAUCUCUAAUAUAACAUUAAAAUUAAGUGUAAAUUAAGCAUCAGGGUCCUGCGCAGCAUAUUUGAGUAAAUUAACUUCCAGGUCUGAAUAAUCAGGAGAUGCAGUACAGUAUUUUGAACACACUCAGCGUUUAGCAGUUAACUGCUGUAACAUUGUUUUGUUUUUUUGACUAUUUAUUAUGGGAUGACAAUCGCUUAAUGUUCAUUUGGAACAAAUACUCACUUUGGACGUUAAAUGCUAAAUAUACUUUAUAUAUUAAAAUUCAAAAUAAAUGCAAAAAAGGUGCAACUUGUAUUGCUCAUUCACAAAGACCCUGGUAGCUUUUUGCCACAAAAU